This is a messenger RNA of Rhizopus microsporus ATCC 52813, 952 nucleotides long. RefSeq lists its product as uncharacterized. Lineage: Eukaryota; Fungi; Mucoromycota; Mucoromycetes; Mucorales; Rhizopodaceae. The coding region runs from base 394 to 810 and encodes 138 amino acids. The transcript is spliced from 5 exons. The record is from RefSeq and is a predicted model, not a curated record.
CUUUUUUUUAUUUUGCUUCAAAUAACUUGAGCUAAAUUCAAGCGUUAAAGGCUAUUGAAAGCACUUUCAAACAAUGUGGUUUGCUGUUACAUGACCUUGGUUCACAACAAGUAAAAGAGACUCUGGUAAUAAUCCUUGAAGGAAACUCACUUUUAGUAUUGACUUGGAUGUCCAUGAUCAACCAAAGCAUAUCCCCACUUGAUAGGUUCAACAAAAUGCUUACAUGUAAGAUUCUAUCAUGCCUACACUAAUCUAAUUUUAACGUCUCUAAAGUGUCCCCCCUCAUUCUGUGCAGAUCUCUUUCUCUCUUUCUCACUCUUUCUAAUUCAGUUUCCGCUAUUAUUAUUCUCGAAAGUUUUUUUUUUUUUGAUUUCCACUGUUACUCUUUUCCAAAUGUCAAGUGAGAAUUUAACCAACCUUGCUAAACCAACGUCAGACGCUACGAUUACAGUUCGCUGUAUAAAGAACUUUGAAUAUCGCACAUGUAAAAACCUCGUUCUUCAACACGUUAAUUUGGAGACUUGCACUGUUGGUGAUUUAAAAAAGCUCGUUUUAGAAAAGAUUCAUACACAGCCUGGCUGGAAACCCUAUUUGAACGUCAAAUUUGAUACGCUUAAAGUUUAUACAGUAGCUCAUGGCCACAAGACUAUGAACCUUAUUAUCAAUACUGAGGAUGAUGACAAGUUGAUCCUUUCGGACGAUAGUGCUGUAUUGGCUUGGCAAGGCAUUGAAAAUGAGACUGAGCUAUCCUUCUUUCAUAUGGAAGACUAUAAACAAUUCAAGUCACAUCCUGAUGUCAUUAAAUGGUAAAAGAAUAUCCUUCAUUUAAUAAAAAUAUCCAAAUUUAGACUUUUUAAAAAAAAAGUGUUACAGAGCAUUGUCCUACUUUUUUUCUUUAGUAUCUUUCCUCGUGUAAAUCGUCAAUCAGAAAAAGCAAUCGCCUACUUAAUGU